AUGGCUCGCAAAAAAAGUGAACCGCGAAAAUAUUCUAGGAUGCUAAGUGGUAGUUACGUUUACCAUAAUAGCGCUUUGGCUAGUAGUAAGUUUGUGAAUUUGUGCAGUGGGCUUCGAAGCUUGACAAUUAUGCGACCUAAGAACAGCGAAGGGGUGUAUGAUAUUUGCAAAGCGGGUCUUCUUGAGACUCUAAACCGCCCUGUAAUUAUGAGACAUUGCAGCGGUAUGUAUGCAACUUAUCUUUUCUUCAACAGAUAUCCCUUAAUUCUGUCUACCAGAAGAAGGAUGCAUCGUAGAGAAGAUGAGUCUGAAAUUGGUGUCGAGACACAAAUCGCCCAAGGGAUGCCGAAUUCGUUUCACUACGAACAAGUCAAAAAUCACCGAUUGAGAACAGUCUGA
Messenger RNA from Loa loa (African eye worm), 399 nucleotides. RefSeq lists its product as hypothetical. Bases 1 to 399 code for a protein of 132 amino acids. The record is from RefSeq and is a predicted model, not a curated record. The transcript is spliced from 5 exons. NCBI's taxonomy places the organism in Eukaryota, Metazoa, Nematoda, Chromadorea, Rhabditida, Onchocercidae.